AUGUGUGGUAUUUUAGGAAUUGUAUUACAUGAUCAAACUCUCAAUGUAGCCAAUGAAUUGUUUGAAGGAGCUAUGUUCUUACAACAUAGAGGUCAGGAUGCUGCUGGGAUCGUUACUUGUGGAAGCAAAGGUCGUUUCUAUCAAUGUAAAGGUAAUGGUAUGGCUCGUGAUGUUUUCACUCAACAACGGAUGGUUAAUUUAAAAGGUAAUAUGGGUAUAACUCAUUUAAGAUAUCCAACUGCUGGUUCAUCAGCUGGUAGUGAAGCUCAACCUUUUUAUGUCAAUUCUCCUUAUGGUAUCACUUUAAGUCAUAAUGGAAAUUUAGUUAAUUCCAUUGAAUUAAAAACUUAUUUAGAUAAUGAUGUUCAUAGACAUAUUAAUACUGAUUCAGAUUCAGAAUUAUUAAUUAAUGUGUUUGCAGCUGAAUUAGAUAAAUUCAAUAAAUCAAGAGUUAAUAAUCAAGAUUUAUUUAGUGCUUUAACUGGUACUAUGAAUCUUAUUAGAGGAGCUUAUGCUUGUAUUACUAUGUUAGCAGGAUAUGGUAUAAUUGGUUUCAGAGAUCCAAAUGGUAUUAGACCUUUAAUCUUUGGUGAAAGAAUCAAUAAAGAUGGUUCUAUUGAUUAUAUGUUAGCCAGUGAAUCUGUGGUUUUAAAAGCUCAUGGAUUUGAAAAUUUUAAAGAUAUUCAACCUGGUGAAGCAGUUAUAAUAAAGAAAGAUUCUUCCAAACCAGAAUUUAAACAAGUUGUUCCUCCAAAAAUCUUUGCUCCUGAUAUUUUUGAAUAUGUUUAUUUCGCUAGACCUGAUUCAGUUUUAGAUGGUAAAUCAGUGUAUAGAUCUCGUAUUGAAAUGGGUGAUAAAUUAGCUACUAAGAUUCAACAAGUUUUAGGUCCAAAUGAUGUUGAUGUCGUGAUUCCUGUUCCUGAUACUUCUCGUACAUCAGCUUUCCAAUGUGCCGUUUCAUUAAACAUUGCUUAUCGUGAAGGAUUUGUUAAAAAUAGAUAUAUUGGUAGAACUUUCAUUAUGCCAGAUCAACAACAAAGAAGAUCAUCAGUUCGUCGUAAAUUAAAUGCUAUGCAACAAGAAUUUGAAGGUAAAAAUGUUUUAUUAGUUGAUGAUUCUAUUGUUAGAGGUACAACCUCCAAAGAAAUUGUUGCUAUGGCUCGUGAAGCAGGAGCUAAAAAAGUUUAUUUUGCUUCAUGUGCUCCACCAAUUAGAUAUAAUCAUAUUUAUGGUAUUGAUUUAGCUGAUACCAAAGCAUUAGUUGGGUUUGAAAGAGAUGAAGAAGCUAUUUCAAAAGUAAUUGGAGCUGAUAAAGUUAUUUAUCAAGAUUUACAAGAUUUAGUUGAUUGUUGUCGUACUGAAGAAAUUGAUCAAUUUGAAGUUGGUGUUUUCACAGGAGAAUAUAUUACUGGUGUUGAAGAUAAUUAUAUUCAAGAAUUAGAAAAAAUAAGAGCUCAAAAUCAAAGAAUUAAAGAUCAAAGAAGUCGUGGGUUAAGUAUUGAUGCAUGUAUUGAUGCUAGUGAUAUGAUUGACGUUAAAGCUGAAGUGGAUAUUAGUAUAUAUAAUAGAGGUGAUUAUGCUGAUAAGUAA
This is a messenger RNA of Scheffersomyces coipomensis, 1590 nucleotides long. It is a transcript of the gene ADE4, whose product is annotated as amidophosphoribosyltransferase. The transcript has a single exon. The record is from RefSeq and is a predicted model, not a curated record. Gene Ontology annotation, biological process: purine nucleobase biosynthetic process; purine nucleotide biosynthetic process. Lineage: Eukaryota; Fungi; Ascomycota; Pichiomycetes; Serinales; Debaryomycetaceae. Gene Ontology annotation, cellular component: cytoplasm. Gene Ontology annotation, molecular function: amidophosphoribosyltransferase activity. The coding region runs from base 1 to 1590 and encodes 529 amino acids.